AUGCCUUCUCUGAUGCAUUCGCGGGAUGAAGAUCUCAACGAUGAGAUGCCCAUGGAGAAGAAUGCUGGCCUCAUCAUGGGCACGAACAACAGCAGUAUUGUUUCCAAGCGAAGUGUAGAGAAGCUCUACCUGCCUCAGCCGCAUUUCUACCGGUAUUUUGUCCGGAAACCCAUACGACGAUCUCCCACCAUCAACAGAGGAUACUGGCUCCGUAUGAGAGCCAUUGACUGGGUAGUCAGGCAGUUCCUGGAAAAGGUUUCUGACCAGAAGAAAGUCAUCAUCAACCUCGGUUGCGGCUACGACCCGCUACCGUUCUCAUGGAUGGCACAUCACAAGGAGUUAUGCGACAACGCUAAGUUCCUCGAUGUAGAUUUCGAGGCACUGAUGCUCACCAAACGGGAGAUCAUCUUGAAUACACCUCAGAUGAAGGAUAUGCUGUCUAUGACACCCGAUGCUGAACUGGAGAAUGGAGUUGUCUUCAACUCGGUAGAGUACAGCGGGAUUGGGUGCGACCUGCGGAACUUGACGAGACUAGAGCGACUGAUCAAGUCUAUUGUCGACGUCGACCAGUGCCUCGUCCUCUGCGUCGCGGAGGUGAGCAUCACUUACAUGUCUACCGAAGACGCCGAUGCCUUGAUACGAUGGACUACAACCUUGUCGCCCGAUGUGACAUUCUGUCUGUUAGAACAACAGUCUCCGGAUCGGCCGGACAACCCUUUCACUGCAACCAUGCUGAAGCACUUCGCCAAACUCGGCACCCCACUGCGAUCGGUACUCAAGUACCCUGGCUCUCAUACCCAGACGCUUCGCUUCCAGGACGCAGGAUUCGCUCAUGUCACUAUGCAGAACUUAUGGGAGCUGUGGGCUGACCCGAGGUUCUUGUCCCCAUCGAUAAGAAUGUCGCUGGACGAGGUCGAGCCAUUCGACGAAUGGGAGGAGUUUGCCCUUUUCGGGUCACACUACUGCCUUCUCGUGGCACAGACGGGGCUCGAACCACUGAUUCCCGAGCAACAGAGGGGUUCAAGAAGGGCCUCUAUUGACAGCUUAGCAUCAGACCUCUCUACAAGGACAGUCUCGCCGCACCGAGAAAACACGCAAUGGUUCGCGUACACUUAUUCCGGAAACUCCGACAAAGAGGGGAGGACACAUCAUGGCUCCGCCUACAAGAUCCCUGAGCAAGACGCUCUGGGUUUGCAUGGUGGAGUCGGUCCAAAGGGUCGACUGUCGGCCACUUCAGUCUAUACUUUCGCCAAUUCCUCAAUGCCAUACCCUGCGGUCCCACCUGAAAAUAUUGGAGCCAGAUGCUGUCACACUAUCACAAGCUUUGGUCCCAAGCUGGAAAUGAACCUUCUUGUAGGCGGGCGAACUUCGCCUACUACUCCUUUAAAGGACUGUUGGUUGCAAAUUGGUGGAAAAUGGGAGCGAGUCCAUGACCUUCCCGAGCCUCGCUUCCGACACCGGUCUGCGGCCGUGGUACUCCCGCACGACCAGUAUGGCGUGGUAGUGUACGGCGGCAAAGUUUCGGAACAAAAGAUUGCUGUUGACACCCUGUUAUGGGACAAGCACAACGGAUGGCAAGUGCUCCGCAAUGUCAAAGACGAUCCCAUGCCGCGGUUUGGGGCAUCAUUCAUGCGCCUAGGAUUCAAUCACGGUCUUUUGAUGGGUGGUCUACGUCAAGAUGGAGUUGUCUGUCAAGGCCUCUGGAAGUGGCGCCUGAUCAUACGGGACAACAAGGUCAUGGGGAUCCACUUCAAGACUUCUACAGCCCUGGAUGCUUCCGCUGGAAUCUGGCCCUGGUUGGGUCGCUUCGGAGCAUCCUUCAGUGUCAUUAGGGACGAAGUUCUGCUUAUCGGCGGAAUCGCCAAGCAUGGUUGCAUUCCAAGAGACUAUGAGAUACUCUCCAUUGUUGGCAGUUUCUCCGCUUUCAACGACUAUGAAAAGGAAAUGGAGCUGAGAGUCGCAUGUGUCCUGCCCAGGAUCGAUCCGACCGUCCCUCGACCUUUCUUGAUCGGCCACUCCACCCAUUUCACGGCGGAAUCAACAACACUCAUUGUCGGGGGUGGAGCGACGUGUUUCAGCUUUGGUGCAUAUUGGAAUCCUGGCUGUUGGCUGCUGCACGACCGCGAAGCAGGUCCCAGCUCGCGUUGGGCUAUGAUGAAGCCUGAAGCAGUGGUGCCCGCUUCACAAUCGCGGCCAGACACGGGCGACGGCAAUUCAAAUCCCACGAACAUGGCUUCGGUCGAGCAUGUCGAUGUCCACACCGGUCGCGACUUUAUCCGCAUGCUGCAGGACGGCAUCCCCAAAGUAAUUGCAGCCCUGGACUUGGGUCCGUGCUUAUCCCAAUGGACGCCGUCUUACCUUCUAGCGAAGAUCCCGCCCUCAAAGUCAGUCGUCGUCCAUGCAGCUCAAAGUCGAACCAUGAAUUUCCAACGCAAAGACUUCACCUACAAAGCCACCUCCUUCCACGACUUCAUCGACCGCCUCCAAUCUGACCCGUCUGCACACAUGUAUCUUCGCUCCAUUUCCAGCACCAAUCCGACCACGACGCCUGCCGACUUCACCAGUGAUUGGCCCGAGAUCUCGGGAGAUUUCCACCUCCCAUCGUCGCUCUCGUUUGUCAAAGCCCAUCAACACAGCAGUCCUCUCCGAAUCAGCUCCAACGUGAACAUGUGGCUCCAUUACGACGUCAUGGCCAACGUGCUGUUCCAGCUCCGGGGCACCAGGAAACUGAUGCUCUUCCCCCCAAGCGACCUGAAGCACCUGUCCUUCCCGUCGGGGUCUACGUCGUCAACCAUCGACAUUUUCGAAGCACCCGAUGGAAACGGAACGCAAGCGGAAGCUGUGCGCCACGUCCCAAACACACACCCUCACGUCGCCGUCCUAAGGCCCGGCGAUGCAUUGUACAUCCCUCCACUAUGGGCGCACACAGCCACGCCGCAGUCGAGUGAAGUGCCGGUCUCAGCCUCGACCUCAGUCCCAAUCUCGACUUCGAGCCCCAUAGCAAAUUCCCACCCAAUAGCACCUCACGCAGCCACGACUGUCCCAAGCGACAACGAUGCCGCCGCCUCAAGAAUCAACAUCGCCCUCAACAUCUUCUUCCGCACGCUUGGGCCACACAAGUACGCCACAGGUCGGGACGUCUACGGCAACCGCGACCUCGCCGCGUACGAGGACGGCCGUCGCGACGUGGACAAAAUCGUCCGUCGCUUCCAGCAGACGACUCCCAAACCGAAAGAGAAGAACGAGCAGAAGGAGGAAAUACCCGGCGCAGAAACAACCAGUGCUGACGACGCAUCCGUGUCUCCCGGUGGAAUUGCAAAGCCCGGUGAUGAUGGAGGAGUCGACACGGCAACCAUACCAAGAGAGAUGGCCAAAGCUUACCUUGAGAGAUUGGCGGCGGAGUUGCUCGAGCGGGCGGAAAAGCUGUGA
Molecule: messenger RNA, 3429 nt
Organism: Cladophialophora yegresii CBS 114405
Lineage: Eukaryota; Fungi; Ascomycota; Eurotiomycetes; Chaetothyriales; Herpotrichiellaceae
Exons: 5
Coding region: 1-3429 (1142 amino acids)
Biological process (GO): wybutosine biosynthetic process; tRNA methylation
Molecular function (GO): protein binding; tRNA methyltransferase activity
Source: RefSeq, a predicted model, not a curated record